GGCAUAUAAACAACUGUUCACAAAAUCAGAGGGUGUUUUAUUUUUAAUAUUUCUUGGAAAAUAUAAACAACAAAUAUUAAAACUGGUAUAAAACAAUGUUAAAGUUUUAAAUAAGUACCCCUCGAAUUUCAGUAGAAAACUUUAUAAUUUGUCUACAGUUUUAUAAUAUUUAAACAAUGGGGCGUAUGCCUAUAGUAACAGGCCUAUCCCCAAAUGAGGGUCCUCCUGGAACAAGGAUCAAAAUACGCGGCGAAAAUUUAGGACAAUCACCCCAAGAUCUUAUAGGAUUAACCAUCUGUGGAGUGGAUUCACUUUUGACUGCUGAAUGGAAAUCGGCAAACAAAAUUAUUGCUAUAUCAGGGCCUAUUAAGGGAAAAGGUGAUGUCAUUGUGACAACUAGAUCAGGAGGAAUAGGAACUUGUAAUGUUACCUUUAAAGGCUACCAUAUUGCUACUAUUGGUCCAAUGAAAGAGAGUGCAGUCUGGGUUGAGGAAACAGAGUUGUUCUCUUGGGGCAGGCAUUCUUUAUCACCAAGCAGCUACCAACAGGAAGAUCCUUUGGGUCUCUCUGUUGAGGACACUGAGAAAAAGAUUCCAGAGGAUGAUUUACUUCAAUUUUACCCUAGAAAAAAUGGUGACAUCACUAGUGAUGGUUUUGCUCCAGGAUGGUUUUUAUUAGAAAAUCAUCAUGCUACUAGUUUUAAUGACCUACAAGCUGGUUUAGUUCACCUACGCCGAAAAGUCCAAGGCCAAAAAGAGGGUCAAUUAUCUUUCCUCAAAGCUAACAUAGGCGCAGUCAUGGACCAACUGGACACCCUGGUAAACCUUAAAGAAAAGUACGAAGCGGACUUACCAAAGUUCGGACACGAACCCACCUUGAAACUGGAAAAGGCCAUUAAGGAAUCCGAACAUGAAGCCAGAAAACUGUUUGAUGACGUCCUAAAUAGGAAAGAUAGAGCUGAAAAGACAAGAAAUGCACUAAACGUUUUAACAAGGUUCCGGUUUCUAUUUUGCUUACCAUGUGUAAUAGAUAGGAACGUUAAAAAGGGAGAUUACGACAUCGUGAUCAAUGAUUACAUCAGGGUGAAGAACUUGUUUCAUAAAACUGACGUUCCCAUUUUUAAAACCGCGCUAAAUGAAAUCGAAAAACGUAUUACUGAUUUGCAAGUAAAGUUGCAUCAAGAUCUACAGACCAUGCCAAUAACUGUAGAACAACAGAAGAGGCUUAUUAGGUAUCUAGUUAACCUGGAAGCGCCAUAUGAUUCCGCCUGGGACGCUAUAAAAGCCCGCUCCGAGUACAUUAACAAAAAAUUCAGCCUCAUCCAUAACUAUCACAAAUCCAUGGACAAGCAGGAAUCAAAAUCGAAACCAGGAAGUGCCUCAAAAUACUCUAAAUAUAAAGAAAUCUCCAGCAUCGAAGUAGCCGUGAUACCAGCGUGUAUAAAUUUAGUAGAUGAGAUUUGUCUAAGCAUAAAAGAAACGUUUCCUGAUUUAUGGAAAAUCGGUCAGGCCUAUUUUUCUGGGGAGUUACAAUGUAAGAUAGAAGCAGGGAGGCAAGUGGAGUACAAACACAUGGUUAUGAAUGUCAUUGAAACAUUUUGCAAAUACGUACGAGCUAGUCUGAUACCCACUACACUCGAGAAAAAUGACAAGACUCAAUAUGGAUCUCUAACUUUGCCUGAUAGAGACGAAAUGGUACUUUAUCUUCCGGAACUGCUACAACAAGUCAGAAGCACUUACUCAACUUUUAUAAAGCUGGAUUUACCCAGUGAAGCUUUAGAUAUAAUAAGUCAGUUACUUUUAGAUUUACGGAUUCAUUGCAUGAGUUUGAUAUUUCAGCAAACUACAGAACAGAUUAAACAGCUCAACGAAAACUGGAAGAUUAACUAUAGCGGCAAAUAUACCGGCGUAACUGGGUUACCGUUAAAGUUUCUUAGUUUUAUCGAAGAUUUGAUUCAAGCUAUUAAAGAAUCGGUGCUAAUAACGGAACAAAGAGAGAUUAUUUUAUUCGAGAAUCAAUUGGCGCAAAAAGAAAUCGAGAAGCAGCUAAAAAAUAUUCUAACAGCAUUUCAUAAUGUUCUGCAUCAGUUAUCAUCUAGUGAAGAUUACGACGAGUUUGAGAAUGGCACCCCAGUGGUAUCCCAAUUAAUUGGAACACCAGUGAGCUCUCACAAAACGGGAAGCCAAAGCAGUGUGCCUAUUUGGGAACACCGACUGUUAAUCAUUUUAUCAAACUGUUUAUUUGUUAAAACUACUGUUCUGGAUAUGGUGGCUGCCAAGUUUAGAGAAAACAAUUUUCCAGCUUUAGACGGCAUAAUCUCUUCUGCCAAAGACCGCCUAGAACAAUUAGAGAAAUCCAUCUUAGACAAAUACUUAGAGCAGAAAAGUGAUCCCUUAGUAGGCACGAUAGAACCGUCAAUGUACUUGGGUCGAUUUGACUGGCAUUUGGCAGUUCCCCCAAAUGAUAUUAGGCCAUAUGUCAAAGAAUGCAUCAAUAAUUUAAUAAACGUUCAUAGUGAAAUUAUCCACAUAUCACCAACCUUGUUGAACGCUGUUUUGCCGCAAGUAGUAGAAACGGUAGCGGAAGAACUGUAUAGAUUGAUGUCUUGUGUUCAGAAAUUUUCUAGAGAGGGUGCUGUACAAGCUAGGGCUGAUAUUAGUGCUUUAAGCGAUAUUUUGGCAGGGUAUUCUACAGAAAACGCUCAAGUGCAUUUCAAAGAAGCGCUUGAAGUAAUACCCUCUUUAGAUAGAACUGAUCAGAUUCUUGUGGAAGAUAUUUUAAGACAAUGUAAGGCCAGAAUGAAGAUACAAGUGAUGUGUUUAAAGAAGAAAUGUUAAAAAAAUUAAAAUAUAAGGUAAAAAUGUGCUGUUUCUUUAAGAACUUUAUUCCAUAUUAUGAGUACUUGAGUAGGGUUCUUCACAGUUUUCACAUCAGAGAUAAUAUAUUUCAAAAUUUUAUUGUAAUAAUAUUUAAUUUUUAUCAAAAUAAAUUAGAUUAAAAAGU
Messenger RNA from Anthonomus grandis grandis, 3003 nucleotides. RefSeq names its product exocyst complex component 2. The record is from RefSeq and is a predicted model, not a curated record. Lineage: Eukaryota; Metazoa; Arthropoda; Insecta; Coleoptera; Curculionidae. Gene Ontology annotation, biological process: exocytosis; Golgi to plasma membrane transport. Gene Ontology annotation, cellular component: exocyst. Bases 177 to 2837 code for a protein of 886 amino acids. The transcript is spliced from 6 exons.